This is a messenger RNA of Olea europaea var. sylvestris, 874 nucleotides long. RefSeq lists its product as uncharacterized. The record is from RefSeq and is a predicted model, not a curated record. The transcript is spliced from 5 exons. Lineage: Eukaryota; Viridiplantae; Streptophyta; Magnoliopsida; Lamiales; Oleaceae. Bases 135 to 734 code for a protein of 199 amino acids.
GGCAACCAUGCUCCAACCAGUGUGUGGACAAUAAAGCUUCCUCUCUGUUAAAACUAAAAGAACCUUUUAUAUCAACCAUUAAAAUGAAAUGCUUGAUUGAGCUCUAAUAUUUUAUAAAAUCAGAGUUCACAGAAAUGGUGACUACGGCCGGAGGAUCCAUUGCUUUUUCGAGCUUUUCAUCUUCUUCUUCAUUCAACCAUAAAUGCAGGCCACGCUCCAGCCUUCCACUGGUGAUUAAACUAGUAACUCCACGGCAACGAAAUAUGGCCUGCUUGGCAGUUCAAGAAUCAUCUACUUCCACAGUUGCCGCUGAAACAAAGGAGAAAACGGAUGAAAAGCCGGCUGAAGAAGCCGUGGCCUCGAAGCCAAAGCCGAAGGCUGCAGCCAAAGCUCCAGCCAAAGGUUUGCCUCAGCUGAUGGAGGAGGAUGUCAUCCCUGCACUCAAAGAUACUCUACAAACUCAAGAUGAUAUCUCAGAACUUGAACUAUCAUUUAAUGACAACAAGUUGGAAGGUUCAUUUUUUAAGAAAGGCAACCCAUAUUCAUUUUGGGCAUUCUUCCCUGAUGGAAAUCUCACAGGUCCCAAAGGUUUCUCUCUAUCUUCAUAUGGGACAGGAGUGAGCACUGUAGAGCCAUUUCUAGUUGAUGAGAAAAGACCAACAGCCAAACAUGUUGUAUUCUGGGUUGAGAAGCGUUUGGCUGCUCAAGGAAUAAUUCCAGUGUGGAGUGAGUAACAAAUCUUCAAUAACAAUACCAGCAACUUAUUCCAUUUUUGUUGAUGAUGAUGAUCUAGCAUCUUGUAAAUGAAAUUAAUUGUUUAUAUUAUUUGCAUACAUACGCUUUACAUAAAAAAUAGUUCAUUUAAUUAGGAAUA